This is a messenger RNA of Pollicipes pollicipes, 1266 nucleotides long. RefSeq lists its product as uncharacterized. The record is from RefSeq and is a predicted model, not a curated record. The coding region runs from base 1 to 774 and encodes 257 amino acids. NCBI's taxonomy places the organism in Eukaryota, Metazoa, Arthropoda, Thecostraca, Pollicipedomorpha, Pollicipedidae. The transcript has 3 exons.
AUGAGCAUCCCGCGCCUGCUCUGGCUGACACUCCUGGCGGCGGGGGCACGGAGCGAGCAGACGUGUAGCUGUCCGCCGUCGUCGUUCUCCCUCCCGCACGGUUGCUGCCACCUGGUGGCCGACGGUACCUUCGAGGCCGUCCAGGUGGCGUGCCGGUCGCUCGGCGGACGCCUGGCGGUGCCGUCAAACGCCAGUCUGGACACGGCGUUCGGCGCUGCGCUGCUGCACGCCAGGCGCGGCGAGGCCUGGAUUGGCUUCAGGGCCAAACAGGGCGCGCCUGGCGACGGUGCCACCAUCCAGAAGGGGUCAUGGCUGGACGGCUCGACGUUCAACUACAGCAACUGGGACGAGGAGCCGGGCAAGGGCGCCUGCGCCGUGCUCAGCCUCUACACGGGCUGGCGGCGCAGACUCUGCGGACCUACGGCGCCCGGCCUCUGCCUGGUGAGCAGUGACGCGGUCCGGCCCUGCGCCCGGCCGGCGCCGCCUCCUCUGCACCAGCUGGUGCGGCAGGAUUCUCGGCGGCUACCGGCUCUCGGAGGCGGCGAAGACGGCGCAGAUGGUGCUGCCGGCGCCGCCGCUGCCGCUGCCGCCGCCGCCGGAGGUGCCGUGGCACAAGUACCGGCCGGUGCAGAGCGGCCGCCUGAUCAUGAGAGACGCCCCGAUCACAUGGUACCGCUGGCUGUAGCGGGGGAGUCGGCUCGGACCAGGGCAUCGCUCGGGGGCCCUCUCCAUCUGGCGGUCAUCUUGUUAAUGGUGUAUUGUCGUCACAUGUAAGCACAAUGUUUAAAAGCUGCGGAAAGACACAUUGCACAGCGCGUUUCAUCGGAAAAUGAGCAAGGUUCGUCAGCAUCUCGACACUGGAUAGUUUCAUUACACAAAACACAUUUGAUAAUGAACAAAUGCGAAGAGGACGUCAAAGGUUGAGAUAAAGGUACACCACACAUGUGACAACGAGCAAGGCUUAUCUCUGUUCUUCUUAAACACGAAAACGUAAAAAAACUGAAUAACUUCCAUGACGAAUACUUCAUCUGCUUUCGGGAUACACAUACCCUCUUCUGACGUGUUUCAAAACAUACAUGCAUUGCACAAAAUUUUCACAGAAUUUAAAUGGCAAAGCUUUUUGCAAUGACCUGGCGCAUUACGGUCUGAACUACACAUAUAUAUUUAGAGGUAGCCUCUGUAAGCUCCUUUCAGUCGCAUCAACGUGGUCUGAUUUUAUGUACAUGAGACAACAUGUCAUGACGUAAAUAAACAUGCGAAAAAUUA